UGUCAAGUGAAUGAAAAAGGUGACGCACAUUGUGAAAUUCGAGAAUAAAGGAAUCUUCCCCACCUCGGGGGAUAAAAUUUCUCUGGCUCCCCUUGAGAAAUCCUCGAUAAUAUGACACGGAAAAAUGGGGACUUUUCUUAAGGAAAUUCCGGCCAACUUCCUAAGAAUUGUGAGGAAAACUUAGAGAUUUUACCCAGGGAUAUACCCGUGAACUCCCCUGAAAAAGUCAGGGGUCGGAAAAACUAGGGGACUUUUCUCAAAGAAAUCUUUAGGAACUCUUCGGGAAAGAUCGGAAAAACUUGAGGAUAAUUCUCAGGAAAAUCCUUGGGAAAUCCUUAAAAAAAUCCCCACAUUGUUCAUUCCUCUUUGAUUUUUUUCCUUUAUUAUUUCUUAUCUUUAUACUUCUUUUUCUUUUAUGUCUCUUCAAUUUUUUUCACUCUUUUUUACCUUAUCAUUUUUGUUACUCAAUCGAUGACUUUUAUGUAACGUGCUCCCUCACACGACUGCUUGAAUUCCCCUAUUGAUUUAUGAAAUAUUCGAUGUUCUAUAUGAACUUUGCAACCACAAAACCAUCUCGCCCGAAGUAUAAGCUUAACUUUUACAGAAUUUCCCCCAAUAUUUCCCAUGAACUCGCCACGGAAUUUUCAUAUAUCUCCGGAAGGAAUUUUCCUCUUACCGUGAGAAUUUUCCCCUCGAUUUCCCUGGGAAAUCUUCAAGAAUGGUCUUAAUGGUUAAAUAAAAUAAUUUUUUUUUCAAAUGGAUAAAUAGUAUUUAUGGAUUACUGGCAAUUCAUUGGCAAACAGAAAAAAAAGUAUUUUUUUAUCAUUGUUUGCACCUGAUUUCUCGAAUAUAACUUAGUCAAGACUUUUUUGGCCGAUACUGUACUUCUGAAGUGCUAAAUUAAUUGUUGCACUUGUAGUUUUGGUCUCAUACAGACUUUCCAUCACAGUUUAAAUAAAUUAGAAACGAUAAUACAUUUUAUAGAGACUCUCUCAAAAACAGCUUCACUGGUCUCCUAAAAAAACCAAUAAAAAGAAAUUAUGUUGCUCAUAAAACACAGAUAAUAUCAAAAAAAAUUGUUAGUAUUCAAAAAUAUCUUCUGCUAAAAAUUCAAAAUAUAAGCAAAAUAAAAAAAUAUACGUGAAAAUAAAUUCCUAAAGACUUUAAAUUUUCUUAAUUAGAUUUUUAAUAAUAUUAAAUAAAUUAUUGAUUUAUUAAUUUGGGGGUUUAUUUAGCAAAAUAUUAAAAAUAUGUGUAAAAAUAAAUUUUUGAGUUUUUUUUUAAUUGUCCUGGUCGAAUUUUUCAUCAGAUUAAAUAAAUUAUGAAUUUCUAAGUAUGAGAAGUGCAUUGGAGUGCAAGAAGUGCUGGAAGUAUUGCAUCAUUUUCGGGAGUAUCCCGAAAUGCUGGAAGUGUAAAGGCUUUUCCAUGCAAAUUGUGGAAGUGUCGGGAAGUAGUGUACACAUUUUCACCCUAAUAUCUCCCCCUUGGGUUUUAAAGUGUUAGGAAUAAGACUAGUCAGGAUAAAUUAAAGAAAUUGUAAAGGAGGACUCACCUCAUUCUCAUUUCAAUUGGAUCACCCUGUGGCAGUUCCGAAGAUUUUUUUCAAAAUUUCUUGCGAUCCCAGCGCCUCUAUUGGUGUAGUUUCCUUCCCGGUGUCAAGUUUUUGUCCUCCUGCGGGGAUUUUCUCAGAAAAAAGUGAAUUCCAAGGAAGAAAAGCAAUGGCCAACAACAAAUUCACCGUCCUUGGAAGGUAUUUAAUCCGCUUCAGUGGCCAGCCGACAUUGACAAGGUCCCUCAAUGGGAAUUUUGUGAGAUUUGUUGGCACGACAGCCAAGAAGUCUCCCAGUACUCUCAAGCUAACCCUCAAGGGAUUGGGAUUGGGCCUGGUUUUGGGCACUGGUUAUGCUGGAUACACUUUCGUCACAGAAUCCAAACCAAAGGCUCAUCUCGUCAAUGAGAAAGAAGAGCUGUUUUUCCUGGACAAAUUUCCCAAUGUCAAAAUCACGCGGAGCAUUGUGAAUCCAAAGGACAAGAGUGGCUUGAAAAUCACUCUAUUUCAGUACCAGACCUGUCCAUUUUGCUGUAAAGUUCGGGCAUAUCUCGACUAUAGUGGCAUCUCGUACGAUAUUGUGGAAGUUGAUGCAGUUCUGAGGCAGGAUAUCAAGUGGUCACCAACCAAAAAGGUUCCUACGAUGCUAGUAAAGACGCCGGAUGGGAGAUUUCUUCAGCUUACGGACUCCAGCAUGAUUGUCUCAGUGCUGGCGAGUUUCCUGCGUGAUCCUAGUCAGAAUAUUGUUGAGCUGGCAUCUUACUAUCCCAACAUUACGUUCAUGGACGAGAAGGGAUCUAAGAAGGCAGACAUCAUGAACAAGUACUUCCUCAUGUUCAAAGAUGGAACACCCAGAUCCCUGUCCAAGGAAAUGCUGGAGGAGGAACGCAAAUGGCGCACAUGGGCAGACAGCCACCUGGUACAUUUGAUCUCUCCAAAUGUCUACCGCACGAAGGAUGAAGCUUUGGAGACGUUUGAGUGGUUUUCGGAUGUAGGCGAAUGGUCUCAGCAUUUCCCAGCCUGGGAAAGAAAUCUCAUGGUCUACGUGGGAGCUGCAGCCAUGUGGGCCAUCAGCAAGCGUCUCAAGAAGCGCCAUGAUCUCUCUGACGAUGUCCGGGGUCACAUCUACGAUGCCUUGGACAAAUGGACGGAUGCCGUGGAGAAUAAGAAGACACCUUUUCUCGGCGGAAAGAAGCCAAAUCUCGCUGAUCUAGCAGUCUUUGGAAUCCUUAGCAGCAUGGAGGGUUGCAGAGCUUUCUCAGAUUGUCUCGAAAACACUAGAAUUGCCGGCUGGUUUUAUGCAGUCAAGGAGCAAAUCCUCCGAAAUAGAGGACUUCUGCCUUAGGGAAUUCCCAAAUUUCAAGAGUAUUGUAUAUCCUUCAUCUUGUAGUACAGAACAGUUCCAGCUUCAUCGCAAAUAGCCACUGUAACACUGUAAAUGUAUUUCAAGAGACUCAUUAGAUGAAAA
Molecule: messenger RNA, 3017 nt
Organism: Phlebotomus papatasi
Lineage: Eukaryota; Metazoa; Arthropoda; Insecta; Diptera; Psychodidae
Gene: Su(P)
Product: prostaglandin E synthase 2
Exons: 2
Coding region: 1719-2894 (391 amino acids)
Cellular component (GO): mitochondrion
Molecular function (GO): prostaglandin-E synthase activity
Source: RefSeq, a predicted model, not a curated record